Molecule: messenger RNA, 2430 nt
Organism: Ylistrum balloti
Lineage: Eukaryota; Metazoa; Mollusca; Bivalvia; Pectinida; Pectinidae
Product: hillarin-like
Exons: 11
Coding region: 1-2430 (809 amino acids)
Source: RefSeq, a predicted model, not a curated record
AUGGGAAACGGAGCGAAUAAAGCAAGUACUCUCACGACUGAGGACAAGAAAGAGGAUGAAAAGGAAGAAGAAAAGGACAAUGAAGAGGAAGAGGAAUGGGAUGAAAACCUUCCAAACGGAUACUCCGAUAUGCCAAUACAGGGUCAAAUGAAAAAACGGUUUAAGAACGUGGUCAAUAUGACAAGGAUAGCUGGACGGAUGCUGAAGGCACAGGAGGAACGUGCAAUAGAAAAGGGCAGACAGAAUACGUCUCUUAAAGAACCGGAGAGGGAAGAGAUUGUAAUACCAGAUACGAUGUAUAUGUAUCCCCCCGCCAGACCCCCAAAGAGGAAGAAAAAAGAUGUCUUCCACGAGUCCGACUGUAUAUUGGCUGAUGCUGUAGCAACACGGGUGGACGCGGAAUCGGUGAAUACUAUAGACGAAUUGGUGCGAGAACUGACCAUUAAAAUGAAGACGGACCUGCAGAAGCUGAGAGCGUUAUUCAUGUGGCUAGGUGUACAGCGAAUACGACACCGGACGUACCCCACCACCGUCGAUCCUAGUACUCCCAUGGGACAUCUCAAAAGAAUGGCUCUGGGGCGAGUCUCCUAUGCUGUCAUGUUCACUCUCCUGUGCAGAGCUGCUAAACUGCCGUGUGUGAUUAUUAGAGGAAUAGCCAAAUCCGCAUCAUAUGAGGUAGGGGACAAGAAUGUCGAUUCUCUGAGAAAUAUGUGGAACGCUGUCUAUGUGAGUGGAGAAUGGCGGUUUGUGUUCCCUUUGUGGGCCUUAUCAGCGGUGGUUGGCAAGACAACGGGAGACUGGACACUUGUAGAAUCUAAAGGUGACCCCAUGCGUGAGAGACAGGAAGAAUCUGCUGGAGAGUCCGUCAGUCAGGUAGACGACUAUUAUUUCCUAAUAGAUCCAGAGGAAUUCUGCUUCACGUGCUUGCCAGACGAGGAGAAGUGGCAACUCCUUAAAGAACCAAUCAGUAAGAGAAAAUUCAUCCGGGUACCAUACCUAUGGCCGCCAUAUUUUCAAUAUGGAUUACACAUUUCGACCAAGUUUGAUUCUAUCAUUAAGACUAAAAAGGGGAAGUGUAACAUCGCUUUUAAGCCUGGACCUGUGUUUGUUCCCCUGUCCUAUGAACUGUUUUAUAAUCACAAGGAAUCAGACCGAGAUAUUCCGGACGAUAUUCAGUUAGAGAGGUAUGUGGCGGUAAUGAACGAGGCAGACAAAACUAACUUCGUGUUGAGACUUCCGGCUGACGGCGUAUUUAAACUGGAGGUUGUUGACGAGGCAAAAGACUGGAUCUGUUUCUUUAAGAUUUGGUGUGAUGAGAACAUAGAGCCUUGGGAUCCCUAUCCCAUUCAGUCUACGAUAGGGUUUGGACCGUGUAAAGAGACAGAGAAUGCUGGUCUCAAGGUAGAGACGCUGGCCUAUAGAAAUGGUGUUAUAACUAUGACAAAGAAACAACACAUUCAGAUUAAGUUCACUUUGCUAAGAAAUCUUCAAAUUCGAACUGAAUUAGUGCACAAUACGAUAUCCCCCGCGGAGUUACAGAACUACGUAUCACACAAAAUUUUGGACAACCAACUUACUGUUCAUUUAGCACUCCCUCAAAAUGGAGAGUACGCACUCCAGAUCUACACCAAGGACAAGGCUAAGGGGUCAAACGAGGAGUUCCGAAACGCUUGUAACUACCUGGUGGAGACGGACGUGAAACCAAGAAAAGACAAAGGCUGGGAGAACGCCAGAGAGAAACUCAUACGUCAGCGUCUUGAUGAGUCGACCAGCACAUCGAAAGAUCCAAAGGAAAUAAAGAAAGCACUUCAAACGUUCAAUGACCUUGAACUCAUAAACCAUGGGGAGGUCGAUCGUGCACAGAGACGUAUUGGCUAUCUAGAAGUGAAAAGUAGACUACGGGACGGUAUAAACCGGCGCCAUGUUGAGGUACUUGAGGAAGCAUUACGGAGAGCCAAGGAUUCUGAGUAUAGGGACAAGGUGGAAUCAAUGAUAGAGGAUGGAGAGAAUCUCCUUAAAUAUCUUCAACAUAUAAAACUGUACGCCCACGACGUACUGGCCCUGCAGCGUACCACCGUGUCCGAGAUUCACCGCUACAACAUACCCAAGCAGUCCAUCCAUGACGUCAUGAAGGCUACUUUCCUGGUCCUCGGCGAGCAAGAAGUAUUAUUGGAGGAGUGGGAGGUCAUUCAGGAUUUACUGAGGAAAGCGGGGCGGAGUAACGUACUUUAUAAGAUCGAACAUUUUGACACCAUCUACCUGGACAAUGAGACCGCCCAGCGCGCAGCUGAUAUUAUCUCCCCUUACGAUAAAUCAAACUUGUUGGAGGCUAGCGCAGCUGCAGGAGCUUUCUAUGUCUGGGUUUACAAUAUUACAAAAGAAGUACUGAAGUGGACCGGGUACUACGAUGGCAAUGCAAAAACUCAAUAA